UAUUCUUUCUCCUACUCACUUUCACGAACCAAUAAGAGGCAGAGAGAUGGGUAGUUCCUCAUCGCCUCAUCGCUCUCAUGGUGGCAGUAACAAUAGUAGCAGCAACGGCGAAGAUAGGCCGCGAUUCUUCGACCCAAAAGCAAAGAGCAAGUGCUGGGCAAACGCCGCAAUAGUGCCAGGUCGACACCCUGAGCGGUGGCGCAAAGACGCCGCCGGCAACAUUGUCUGCAAGCGCUUCUGCAAUUGCCAGGGCUGCCUCUGCUUCGAGUACGAUCACAUACUCCCCUUUUCUAAAGGUGGUGAAUCCGUAGCCGAAAACUGUCAGAUUCUACAAACAAGAGUGAACAGAUUCAAAUCAAACAAAGAGCAGGUCGACGAGAAUCAAUUGAAAGGCUACUCUUGUGAUGUCAAGUUUACAGAUAAGGAGCUUGACAUAAUUGAAAUGGCUGUUUACGGUGAUGUGGUCCGGCCAGGAAACCAGUGCCGAUGCAGAACUGUAGCCGAGAUGCUUGGCCAGGUCAAGUCAAAAGACAAAACUGCCGCUUGCAAGUUGCCACAUAGCAGUGAGGCUCUAUAGCAACUAAGGCAUACCAAAUUCCUUCAAUUCUUGUAGACAAAUUGGAAUGUAGUGAUUUCAGAAAGGAGGAUUUGGAAAAGUCAUUUGAAAAACUAAAAGCAUUAGAUAGAAUGUAUCUGAUCAACUAUAUGCAAUACAGCUGAAUAAUUUUACUGUUGUGAGAGUAACUUUUGGUCAUCUUGAUAAGUCAAUGGAAAUGGAACAAAGUAUUACCAUUUAGAUUGAA
Rosa chinensis is the source of this 803-nucleotide messenger RNA. RefSeq lists its product as uncharacterized. The record is from RefSeq and is a predicted model, not a curated record. Bases 47 to 577 code for a protein of 176 amino acids. The transcript has 3 exons. Lineage: Eukaryota; Viridiplantae; Streptophyta; Magnoliopsida; Rosales; Rosaceae.